AGUGUGACGUGGUCACCUCACCCACCGCGCGCCCCCGCGACCUUCUCGACGCUUCCCAAAUCGUCGUCGCCUUCGUCUCCGAUCUCCGUGUCCCGGUAGGGCGUCGGCCAUGGCGGGCUCGAGCGCGCCCCGCCCCACCGUCCUCGUCACCGGCGCCGGCGGCCGCACAGGAAACAUUGUCUACAAUAAGCUCCAAGAGAGGUCCGAGCAGUUUGUCGCGAGAGGUCUAGUGAGGACAGAGGAAAGCAAACAAAAGGUUGGAGGAGGCGUUGAUGUUUACAUUGCCGAUAUAAGGGAUCCAACUCAUCUUGUGCCUGCUUUUCAAGGCGUCGAUGUGCUCAUAAUCCUCACGAGUGCUGUGCCGAAGAUGAAACCUGGUUUUGACCCCAGCAAAGGUGGGAGGCCUGAGUUCUAUUAUGAAGAUGGAAUGUAUCCUGAGCAGGUGGAUUGGAUUGGCCAAAAGAAUCAGAUCGAUGCUGCCAAAGCUUCUGGGGUGAAACAUAUUGUGCUAGUGGGAUCCAUGGGAGGAACGAAUCCUAACCAUCCACUGAACAACCUAGGCAAUGGCAAUAUACUGGUUUGGAAGCGCAAGUCGGAACAGUAUUUGGCAGACAGUGGAGUCCCUUAUACAAUAAUAAGGCCUGGUGGUCUGCAAGACAAAGAUGGGGGACUGAGGGAGUUGAUUGUUGGGAAGGACGAUGAACUUCUCCAGACAGACACAAAGUCAAUUCCGAGAGCUGAUGUAGCUGAAGUUUGUGUUCAGGCUCUGCAGUAUGAAGAGGCAAAGUUCAAGGCGUUUGAUCUGGCUGCAAAACCUGAAGGCACAGGUACUCCGGCAAAAGACUUCAAAUCGUUGUUCUCCCAGGUUACAGCCCGGUUUUGAGCUAUCUAUUGAGGAGCAAAACCCAUGCGGACCAUGUCUAGGUUUUUAAUGAUGUAUCAGUCCUUCACGUAUGGAUUAUGGAUAUGUGUUCGAUAUUUGGAUGUAUAUCUUCGUAGUUAGUGAGUUGUGAUUGUGAAGCUAUAGUUUUACUGUAAUUCAUAAUCGUUUCAUGAAGACUGCUAAUGAAAUCAGUGAAUUGUUCAGACAUCUAUUGAUAUGAUUCAAGGACAUGGCUAUCUUUAAAAAUAA
Oryza brachyantha (malo sina) is the source of this 1132-nucleotide messenger RNA. RefSeq lists its product as uncharacterized. The transcript has 7 exons. Gene Ontology annotation, cellular component: chloroplast. The coding region runs from base 110 to 883 and encodes 257 amino acids. The record is from RefSeq and is a predicted model, not a curated record. Gene Ontology annotation, molecular function: oxidoreductase activity. Lineage: Eukaryota; Viridiplantae; Streptophyta; Magnoliopsida; Poales; Poaceae.